Messenger RNA from Erigeron canadensis, 945 nucleotides. RefSeq names its product glutathione S-transferase T3-like. The record is from RefSeq and is a predicted model, not a curated record. Bases 1 to 945 code for a protein of 314 amino acids. NCBI's taxonomy places the organism in Eukaryota, Viridiplantae, Streptophyta, Magnoliopsida, Asterales, Asteraceae. The transcript has a single exon.
AUGCAAUCGUACUCUAACCAGCCACCACAAACACCCUUCAUCCCACCACCAAAUGACCCCCGUUAUGCUCAAUUCAUGGCAGCUUAUUAUGCUUCACUUCCCGCUGCACAACCCCCUAAUUUCUACCAUGGGGGGUCGUCGUCAGCUGCACAAUUUCAACAACCCGAUCAACACUCGUUUCCCACACCACCAUAUAACCCCACCCCCACACACGAAUUUGCUCCCACGCCGGAAUCUGUUCCCACCCCCCAAUCCAUUCCUGAAGCACAACCAAAAAAGGGUCGGGUCAAAAGCAUGUCCAAACGCACCAAGAAAAGCAAACAACCAAAAGAACCUGCUACAAACUCAUCAAAUUGGACCGAGCUUGAGAUGAAAGUUCUCACUGAGUGUUGGAUUAAUGCUACAGAAGAUCCAUACGUCGGCAAAGACCAAUCUGUUGAUUCUUUUUGGGGGGAAAUCAUAGAUAAGUACAAUGCAAGAUUCCCCAACAACCCAAGAAACCACAAUCAGAUAAAUGGCAAGUGGAGAAAGAUCAGAACAAAUGUGUCAAAGUUCAACGCAAUCUGGAAAGGCUAUGAUGGUCAUCGGUGUAGUGGUGAGAACGAUGCCCAAGUAAUGGAGGAAGCGCGUUCAGAGUACUUCACUCAAACCAAAACUCAGUUUACCAUGUACGAGUGUUGGUUGCUUGUGAAAGAUAAGCCAAAGUUCUUCGCUCCAUUCGGUCAUGAUGUUUUGGGCCGAAGCUUGCAUAAAAGGAAUAACGUUCUUAAUGUUGUUGAUAGUGAAGAUGGGGAGGAGGAGGGGACCCAAUUCGCGCCGGUGGACCUUGGUGAUAAUGACUUCUUCGGUCAGGAUACUUAUACGCACCCCCUACUAAGUCAAAGGCAUCACGAACAUCUGCUUCUUCCAAUGCGGGGUCUGCUCGUUCUUCAGCUUCCGACCUAG